AUGCGUUCCGGACUUCUUCUCCUUCCUAUCUUGGGUCUUGGCGAGGCCGCCGCCCUCAAGUCAUCGCGGGAAGCUCGCAGACUCGCCAUCCAGAACGAGGUCUUCGCCAAACUCCAGGAGAGACAAGAUUCCAACAAUGGCAUCUGCAAGACGGUGACCGAGACUAUCCAUCACACCGUCACGGUCGGUGCUCCUCUCGACGCCCGGAACUACAACGCGGACGCAUUCGAGGGCUUUGUCAUCUCCUUCGUCCCCACGACGCUUCAGGACGGCCAGGUGUCGACCAUGACUGUCUCCGUGCCGGCUGCUGGCGUCACCAACACCCCUCAGGCUACUACUCCCCAGGCUACUACUCCCCAGGUUGGCGGUGACAGCGGGGCCGUCGUCACCGUGACCCAAACCCAGGCCUGCCCCGCGCAGAACACCCCCGCCCAGGGCACUCCCGUCCAAGAUACUCCUGUCCAAGAUACUCCCGCACAGGACACUCCCGCGGCCACGCCAUUCACUACGAUAGGAUCGACACUGCCUGUAGUUCCCCCCGUCGUCGUCAGCCCCGGCAGCCAGAAAGACAGCGGUGUCACCACAGUUCCGAUCCCAGUGGCUGACUUGCCCACGACAACCUUUUCGCCCACCCCCUCGCCCAUCUCCCCAGCCGACAGCAGUGCUAGCGGCGGACAAGACACCCAGCAAAAACAGUCCCCCGCUCCACCCACUACCGCCUCUGCCCCGGCUGUCACCUCUGCUCCGGCCGCCACUUCUGCCCCGGCCGACACCUCUGCUCCGGCUGACACCUCUGCCCCGGCCGACACCUCUGCCCCGGCCGACACCUCUGCUCCAGCCGACACCUCUGCUCCGGCCGCCACUUCUGCGCCACCUGCCACGACAGCUCCGCCUACGACCACCUCCGAGGCUACCACCAGCCCUCUGAGCGAAACGCAGUCGCAAGAACAGCCAGUAGCCAGCAAGCCCGACCAGGCGGCACCCGCUGACGGCGCCGUCGACACGGACUUGACGACGACCCAGGCGGCAGCCACCACGACGGAGCCUCCCCCCAUUGAUAUCUCCAGCUUCAGCCUGAGGAGUGAGCUCGACCUCGGCAACCUGGCUGCGCGGACGGAGAUCCCGGCCCCCCCUAAGUCCACCGACGCUUGA
Geosmithia morbida is the source of this 1152-nucleotide messenger RNA. RefSeq lists its product as uncharacterized. The transcript is spliced from 3 exons. The record is from RefSeq and is a predicted model, not a curated record. NCBI's taxonomy places the organism in Eukaryota, Fungi, Ascomycota, Sordariomycetes, Hypocreales, Bionectriaceae. Bases 1 to 1152 code for a protein of 383 amino acids.